This is a messenger RNA of Aspergillus japonicus CBS 114.51, 642 nucleotides long. RefSeq names its product ATP/GTP-binding protein. Bases 1 to 642 code for a protein of 213 amino acids. The transcript has a single exon. NCBI's taxonomy places the organism in Eukaryota, Fungi, Ascomycota, Eurotiomycetes, Eurotiales, Aspergillaceae. The record is from RefSeq and is a predicted model, not a curated record.
AUGAGCACCCCGAACCAGCCACGCAACGUCUACCUCGUCGGAGCCCAUUGUACAGGGAAGACCACCCUUGUCGAGGGCCUCCGCGCACACCUAUCGACCAAUCUGGUCUCGGAGCUGUAUGGGGAGAAUGCCGAAUGCCCCGCGAUCGUUGACGAGCUUGUCCGGAACAUCAUGCGCACGGACGGCUUCACUGCAAGUGAUGUCAGACUUCCCACUAAGGGGCUGGAGCUUCAGAAACGCACCAUACUAGCUCAGCAUCAAGCUGAGGUGAGUCUCGGAAACAAAUGGUUUAUCUCAGAUAGAUCUGGAAUCGAUCCUAACGUAUACGCUGAGGUCUUUCUGGGACGACCAGAGGCUGAGAAGCUGGCAGAAAUGAAGGAAUGGCACGUCCUGCGGGAGAAGAUGAAGGCGUAUGUCAUCGUUUGCGAGCCUGAGAACGCGAGCUGGCUAUCGACCGAUCGGGUCCGCGUGGCGUGUAACGAUGUUGAAGAGUGGCGUUCAAUUGCCAGAGCUUUCCGGACUGCACUGCAGAAUCAUGGAAUCCCCCAUGUGACUAUUCCGGUUGGAAUGGAAGACCUGGGAAAACGAGUGCAGUUUGUGGAGGAGCUUCUCAGGUCUUCUGCCAAAUCAGGGAUGUUUUAG